Molecule: messenger RNA, 1085 nt
Organism: Camellia sinensis
Lineage: Eukaryota; Viridiplantae; Streptophyta; Magnoliopsida; Ericales; Theaceae
Source: RefSeq, a predicted model, not a curated record
CAUACACACGGGAAAUAAUCACACACAGACACACAAUCUCUCUACUCUCUCUUUCUAUAUAUAUAUAUAUAUAUAUAUGUAGCAAUUUCUUACUCUUAACAUUCUUACGCACAAAAGUAUACUUGUAGCAAUUUCUGUGAGUAUUGCUCUGUUUUUUUUCAACAAAAGUAUACUUGUAAGUCUUCCUUUCUUCAUUCACAAGAAAACAAGCCAUGGAGGUUGAAAAUCGAAUUCAGAUUAAAAAACCCAUCAAGCGAAGAAUCAUUGACAACCACAAAUCGCGGAGCAGAGUGAUGUACAAGAAGAGAAAAGACUGUAUCAUCAAGAAAACAAUGGAGCUCUCGAUAUUGUGCGACAUCAAUGCCUUCACCAUCUGUUUUGGGCCCAACAAUGAGGUUGAGACAUGGCCUGAAAACCCAGCCCACGUCAAAACUCUCAUCAACGCGUACAAGAAUAACCGCCGAGGCAAACAACUGGUUCAAGCACAACAGCAACAACCCUCUGAUCAUCAUCGCGGCUUAGAUGAUAAAAUCAGGGGUUUAUUGAGUUGGAAUGAUGGUUGGCUUUGUGGGUUGUCAAGAGAACAGUUGAUGAGUUUAUGGAAAUUGAUGAAAUUGAAAUUACAGGAAUUAGCAAGAAGAAUUGAGUUGUUGAUGUUCAGUAAGAUGCACUACCAGUACCAACCAUUAAUCGAGCCACCGAUGUUCGUGCCGCUUUGGCCAUUGAAUUGCUAUGGAGUUCCUGGAAGUAGUGGUGGUGAUGGUGGUGGUGAGUUGAGUGUGCCAUUGACAUGGGAGUUUAAUGAAACAUUGGAGGAGACUACUCUUAAUGCCAUGAACAAUUGUGAUGUUAAUCAGAUGUGUCUGCAAUUUUCUUCGCCUCUCAAUGAACUUUUGUUUGCAUCAAUGUAUACGAUGAAUCCGUUGCAAAUCACUGAGCCUCAGUUGGGUGAAGAAACAAUCAGCAGCAGUGACACUGACUCUCAAGUCAAUCCCAGUCUCAAUGUGAACAUGGAUUGGAUUAUUUAGUUGGUUUAUUUACUAGCUUUUUUUUUUCGUUCAAAUUAUGUUUUAGUAGAGUCUGAA